GAAUUUUGAGUCCACUUUACCACUUACCGUGCACUGUUUUACCUUUCUCGCGUCAGGACUCAGGAAUCUGAGAGGUCCAAGCCGGAAAAUGCUACAAGUAUACCGACUACAAUCAAAUCUCUGAUUUCAUAACGUUUAGCCCGACCGUAUAUACAUUUUGGUGUUAGAUUACACUUGUUGAGGACCAUCCUCACCUUCCCUCCGGAUCCGAGGGAAUUGUUGAUUUCGCUCGAGAUCUGGUCUACGAAGAACAAAGAAAAUUGAACUAGAAGUCGGGGAUUGGAAAAUGGGAAUUGUGUUUACUCGGCUUUUCUCGUCUCUAUUCGGUAAUAAGGAAGCUAGGAUUCUUGUUCUCGGAUUGGACAAUGCUGGAAAGACCACGAUUCUCUAUCGGCUUCAAAUGGGAGAAGUCGUUUCCACUAUUCCAACAAUUGGAUUUAAUGUUGAAACAGUGCAGUACAAGAAUAUAAAGUUUCAAGUCUGGGAUCUAGGAGGACAGACUAGUAUCAGACCAUACUGGAGAUGCUAUUUUCCAAAUACUCAGGCCAUAAUAUAUGUUGUUGAUUCAAGUGACACUGAUAGGCUGGUUGUUGCUAAAGAGGAGUUUCAUGCCAUACUUGAGGAGGAUGAGUUAAAAGGUGCUAUUGUUCUCAUAUAUGCUAACAAGCAGGAUCUUCCUGGUGCACUAGAUGAUGCUGCAGUGACCGAGUCCUUGGAGUUGCACAAGAUUAAAAGUCGACAAUGGGCAAUUUUUAAGACUUCUGCCAUCAAAGGAGAAGGCCUUUUUGAGGGAUUGGACUGGUUGAGUAACACCCUCAAGUCAGGAAGUAGCUAAAUUUCGUCUUAUGAGCCAAUGCAUAGAGGUACAGACAGCAGAAAGUGUCCUGGGGUACAAAACUAUAAAUGAUGAUAGAUAUAUGCCAUCCUCCAAUUGUUUAUGAUGUUAUUAUAGCUCCGGAGGUGAAGUGAAAUCAUGACUGUCUGGAAUGUAUUACUAUUCAUAUACAUACACCCUUGAGACAUUUUCAGCUUUCGUAUUGAUUCUAUACUUUAGGGGUCAAAAUUCCAUGUGCUGAACAUGAAGGUGUUUGAAUGGAUCAAUAUAUAUUUAUUUUCUUUCUUUCUUUAUUGCGUG
Molecule: messenger RNA, 1135 nt
Organism: Cuscuta epithymum
Lineage: Eukaryota; Viridiplantae; Streptophyta; Magnoliopsida; Solanales; Convolvulaceae
Source: the annotation of a GenBank genome assembly